CUCCACAACAGCAGCACAACCACACGAUGAUGAUGACCAAACAAAAGAACACGCUGGCCGAACGCCUCAACAUCGGGGACGAGGUGCGCGAGCUGAAGCUGGGCUCCACCUUCAAUCCGAAGAACACCUCCACCGCAUUUCACACAAUCAAAUAUGACUUCAAGCCAGCUAGUGUGGAUACGAGCCGUAUGGCAACAGUGGAUGUUGGCUCAAAUAAUCAAGUUACUGUUAUCGUGCCAAAUUCAGAAAGUUCCGGUGUACCUCAUACAGUUUAUAAGGGUAAUCAGAGAGAGUAUGCGAAGGAAUGCUUGAUGAUCUACGACAAGGAGACGGGUGCUAUCACGAUUGAGAAGCUAAAUCAUAACAUACAAGUGAAGAAGACAAGAACUGAAGUUACCAACAAACCAGUACAGCUGCCGGCACAGAGUGUGCCCAAGGACCAAGGACAGGUCCUAGGCACGAACGGAUCCGUGCCCCCACCCAUGGCCCAAUUGGCCCAAGGGCCUUUGUCCGGGCCCGGAGGCAAACUGGAGAACAGCACCAUGCGGGUUUCAUCGAAGACAAAGGUCUCAACGGGCAGUCGUCGGAAUAAUAUAAUUGACUUCAAGCCGCGCAAUUCGCCCAUGCAGCAGAGCUCCCCUUCGCGACCAGUGGUCACCCAUCGGAGUCCGCAGUCCGCGCCAGCUUGGGAUGCAAACAAUGCCCAACAAACGUUGCCCAGCAUUCCCAUGAUAACGGACGAUGACGACUUUGGAUUGAGGGCCGCUUUGCACAAUGGCGGUCAGGCAAAUAUCUCCGGUUCCUCGACAGGCUCGUCGUCAGGCCAGCCCGACCUAUAUGGAUCCUCGUCUUUGUCGCACAUGGGGAAACAGCGGCAGGCUCAAGGCAAGCGUCAGCAGAUGAAACAACGUUACAGUCCACCCAUGCAACAACAGCCACACUACCAACAGCAACAGCAGCCGAACUACGGGCGGGCCUAUAAUGGCGCCAGUAACUACGCACAACAACAGCAACCACAGCCCCAGCAACAACGGUACUCUCCGCACCAACAGCCGCAGCAGCAUCAGCGGCACUCCCCACAGCAGCAGCAACAGCGGCACUCUCCACAGCAGUUGCAACAGCAACGCCCCACGUCUUACGGGCAUAGCAAUAAUAUGCCCAUGGACUUGGACUCAUCCAGAGAACAUGAUCUGGCCUCACAGUCUGUUGCGCAAGCGGCUGCCGUUCUCGAACAGCAAAUUGGCGGUGCUGUAAGUGCCUCUAGCUCCAGUUCCGAGUCGGAUUCCAGCGACAGUGAUAGCGGCAGCGACUCCGAUGACAGCACCGAGGAUGAUCGUUCUAUGAAAGAGCAGAAAGAACAACAGCAGCAGCAGCAGCUGCAGCAUCAACAACUGCAGCUGCAGCAUCAGCAGAUCCAGCAGCCAGCCCCACAUCAUCAACGCCAUCAACAGCAACAGUCCCAACAGCACAUGAAUCAGCUGCCCAACCUGGGCUUGGGUUCCAUGUCACCAUCCUACAACAACCAUCAUCACCAUCAGCAGCCGCAGCCGCAGCAGCAACAAAUGUCCGGCGCGUAUGCGUCCAAUGGUGGCUUUCCAAAUGACUUGCUGCAAAACGAUCUGCAGUUGUCCUCCAAUUCGUCCGACGAUGACGAUUAGCUGCAUUUAAGUUUCCAUAUAAUUUGCCUUUUUUGACUAACAAAAAACAAAACAAAAACAA
Molecule: messenger RNA, 1719 nt
Organism: Drosophila miranda
Lineage: Eukaryota; Metazoa; Arthropoda; Insecta; Diptera; Drosophilidae
Product: ell-associated factor Eaf-like
Exons: 7
Coding region: 27-1658 (543 amino acids)
Biological process (GO): positive regulation of DNA-templated transcription; regulation of transcription elongation by RNA polymerase II
Cellular component (GO): super elongation complex
Molecular function (GO): transcription elongation factor activity
Source: RefSeq, a predicted model, not a curated record